UAUGGCGAGAAUGCCUGGCAGCGGCGGCGGCGAGUGGAGCACCGGCACCGGCGGCACCGGCACCGGCGGCGAGAACAAUGCCGGAGACCGGCCGCCGGGCCGCGGCGGCACCCACCGCCCGCACCACUACUGCAGCGCCGGCGAGGAGGAGGACGGCGAGGAGGAGGAUGAGAUCCAGGAGGUGCAGAUAACGGGGGACGAGGAGGAGGAGGACGGAGCCGAUGGGGGGCUGCUGCUGGACGAGGAGGAGGAGGAGGAGGAAGAGGAGAUGGGUCUGGAGUGGGACGGCGAGGAGGAGCCGCUGCCGCCGGAGCCGGUCCAUAUGCCGGGCGGCGGCGGCGGCGGCGUCGGGGCGGCCCCGGCGGCGGCGGCGGCGGCCCCGGGGGGCGGCGGCGGCGGCGGGGCGGCGGAGGACGCGGAGCUGGAGGCGGCCCUGCUGCUGCAGCGGCCGGAGCGGGCGCGGCUGAGCGAGAACACGCGGCUGGCCACCCGCUACGCCGUGCGCAUCUUCCGCGAGUACCUCAGCGAGAAGGCGCAGAGCCCCGACUUCGAGACCAUGGACAAGGGGGCGCUGUGCCGGGUGCUGCGCUCCUUCUACGCCGAGGCGCGCUCCAAGAGCGGGCAGCUCUACUCCAAGUCCUCCCUCAUCAGCAUCCGCAGCUCCCUCAACCGCUACCUCAACGAGCCGCCCUACUGCCGCACCCUCGACCUCACCAAGGACCCCGAGCUCCGCGCCGCCAACCUCACCCUGGCCGCUGUCAUCCGCAAGCUGGAGGAGCAGGGCGCCGGGCCCGUGGUGCAGAAGCAGGCCAUCACCCGUGCCGACCUCCGCAAGCUCUACACCUGCAGCGUCUUCAGCACGCAGAGCCCCUUUGGGCUCCUCAACAAGGUCUGGUUCGAGACCUGCAUGUACUUCUGCACCCGGGGCCGGGAGAACCAGCGGGAGCUGGAGGAGGACUCCUUUGGGCUGGCUAUGGACGAGGACGGCCGCAAGUUCGUCUACUUCAAGGCCCUGGGGCCCUACCACAAGUCGCGCUCUUCCUCCUGGAGCAAGAAGCGGGCGGAGAGCAAUGACGAGGAGAACCUGCCCCGCAUGUACGAGACAGGCACCGAGUUCUGCCCCUACGCCAGCUUUGUCAAGUACCUCUCCAAGCGCAACCCCCUCUGCAAGGCCUUCUUCCAGCGCCCACGGGACCACUGCAGCGAGGGCGAUGUCACCUGGUACGAGAACAAGGCCAUCGGCAAGAACCUCCUGGGCACCCGCAUGCAGAUGCUCUCCAAGGCGGCUAAGCUCUCAAAGACCUACACCAACCACUGCAUUGGUGCCGUCUCCAUCGCCACCCUCAACAGCAUUGCCGGCAUCGGCACCAAGCUGGGGGGGCCGCAGCCACUGCACCACCACCACCAUCCCCCUCCCCACCACCACCUCCUCCACCACCCUGCUGGCGGGGGCUGCUACACUCCCGCCACCCUCAACGGUGGGCCGCGGCCCCGGCCGCCUGCCCCCGACCCCUACGUGCUGCCCAAAGACGGCGACGCCGCGCCGGUGAAGGCAGAAGCGGCUGCGGUGGCCCCGGCCAAGCGGGCCCUCUACGAGGCGGUGUUCCCGGCGGGGGCCGCGGCCGGCGGCGACGCGUGCGGGCCCUCCGCCUCCCCCAAAAGACUCUGCCGCCGCCCCACCGAGCCCCUGGACGCUGCCGCGCCUGCCGUGGUGGUGGUCUCAGUGAAACACGACCCCCUGCCUCACCUCCUCCCCGAAGCCAAUGGGCACAGAAGCACCACCUCACCCACAGUAGUUUCACCUGCUAUUGUUUCCCCCACACAGGACAGUCGGCCCAAUAUGUCAAGACCUCUGAUCACUAGAUCCCCUGCAUCUCCAUUGAACAAUCAAGGCAUCCCCACUCCAGCACAGCUCACAAAAUCCAACGCACCAGUUCACAUUGAUGUGGGUGGGCACAUGUAUACCAGCAGCCUGGCCACGCUUACAAAAUAUCCUGAUUCCAGAAUUGGAAGACUUUUUGAUGGCACAGAGCCCAUUGUCCUCGACAGUCUCAAGCAGCAUUAUUUCAUCGACAGAGAUGGGCAAAUGUUCAGAUAUAUCUUGAAUUUUUUAAGAACAUCAAAACUCCUCAUUCCUGAUGAUUUCAAGGACUACAGCUUGCUAUAUGAAGAAGCAAAAUAUUUUCAGCUUCAGCCCAUGCUAGGAGAAAUGGAAAGGUGGAAACAGGACCGGGAGACUGGCCGCUUUUCAAAGUCUUGUGAGUGCUUGGUGGUGCGAGUUGCCCCAGAUCUUGGAGAGAGGAUUACACUGAGUGGCGAUAAGUCAUUGAUAGAAGAAGUGUUUCCAGAAAUUGGUGAUGUGAUGUGUAAUUCUGUCAAUGCUGGCUGGAAUCAUGACUCAACGCAUGUCAUCAGAUUUCCACUGAAUGGAUACUGUCACCUCAACUCAGUUCAGGUACUUGAGAGGUUACAGCAAAGAGGGUUUGAGAUUGUUGGCUCAUGCGGAGGUGGGGUGGACUCUUCCCAAUUCAGUGAAUACGUACUGAGACGAGAACUCAGAAGGACAUCUCGUGCACCUUCCGUCAUUCGAAUAAAGCAAGAACCUCUGGACUAAAAUGGACAUGUUUCUUUAUGCAAAAAAUAAAAAAAAUUAAAAAAAAAAAAAAAAAGGAAAGAAAGAGGAAAAAAGAAAAAGGGGGACGUUUCAUGUGCAGUUUGGACUCCAAACAAGUCCUGGAACCUAAAAUUGAAUAAAAGACACAUUUAUAUCAAAUAUAGAGACCACACCUGAAUUCAUAUGGGAACAUUUGGAAUAGUAGUAAUAAUAAUAACCUCAAGGUGUAAAAGAAAACAUAUACAUAUAUAUACAUAUAUAUAUAUAUAUAUAUAAAAGUAUGUACAUAUAUAUAAAUAUGUAUGUACAUAUAUGUAUGUAUGUAUAUGUCAAAAGGUAGGAAAUGCAACAAAAAAAAAAGUGGUAGAUGAGGUUGGUGCUGUGAUGGCCAUUAAGUGUCCUAGGCCUUACUCGGGCCCACUUAACGGUAUACAAGCCAUUACCAUUGGGGGAUACAUUGACUACUCUUACACAUUUUCCAUUGCCAAACAGCCAUCCACUUUUUAGGUGUACACCUUGAUUCAACUUUAUUUGCAUAUGGAGGUUUAUGUCUGUCUUUUUUAGAGGUGGAUGGGCAGGCGUUCAGGAGACGACCAUCCAUUGCAUUGGAAAGCUAGUCAACUGAAAUUUUAAAUGUAGUUUGUACAGAAGUCGCACACUUUUUGUCUGCCCUCACAGAUGUGAAAGGUUAACUUUUCUUUUGAAUGAGUUUUUUUGUUGUUGUUCCUUUUGUUUUGUGUUUUUUUUUUUUUUUCAAAGGGGGCCAGAAUAAUUAAUAUUUGGUAGAGAUGCUCUGCUUUGAAUCUGCUGCUUUCCUACAAUUUUUCAAAUUUUAUAAUGUAUUAAAUACAAUAAACUCUGUUUAAAGUAACGAGGGUCUGAUGUGAGCCAACAGAAGCAGCGAGGCGGGGGGCGGCUGCGCGGGUGGCCGCGGAGCAGCCGGGGUCCCGCGGAGCAGCCGGGGGCCCCGCGGAGCCGAGCCGCUGCCUGGCGCGCCUUCUGUCGCUGGUUUCCCUCCAGCGCCGUUCUUUUAAGCUCUGCCCCGGUUUAAAGAGAGGCUGUUGGUCAAACUUAAAAACAGAGCCAGUUCAGCCCAGGGAAACCAGUCAAGAAAAUGGGUUCUGCAAACGAAAAAGUGAGCGUUGAUAGCUGCGUGGUCCUUCUUCAGGGAGGGGCUGGCAGCUUUAGCUCUCAGAUGCCUUGCCCUGGUGAUGAGCGUUAGUCAGCCGGUUUGCUUUUUAAUGCUCUUGAUUUCCCGUGUUUAAAGCAAACGCUCUUCUCUCCAGAAAGCAGGACUGUCAGCCCCUCGCGGCAGGCCGUCGGCUGCGCGACUCGCGUUCGUGGGCGGCGAGUUCUGCGCUGUCCCCUCGCGGAGCCUCGCCGAGGUCAGCGGCGCGCCUGCCCUGCUUCCUCUCGGCCAGGUCUUGCGAGCGCGCCGCGUAACCGUGCUGCUCCGCGAGCUCUGCGCACGUUGAUGCUUCUGUCGCAGGCGACGCACCAGCAGCCACGUUCUCUCCUCCAAAGUACCUUCUUAUGCAAUACUGCGGAAUAUGACUGUAUGUUCAUCUGAGUAUGGAAAUUUCUAUUGACUCAAUGGUGCAGGCAUUCCGUUCCUUUUGGUGACACUUUGCUAUUUAUUUAAGAAAAGAAAAAGAAACUGUUAAAGUAAAUAUGUGUAACGAGGUUUUUAAUAUAGUCUGAUAACUCAGUUAGCAUUUUGCUGUUUUUUAUUAAAAUUUGUCUGAGGGAAUACUUAAAUAUUUGUCUGACAGCACUUAUCAGUGUGGUUUUGAAAUUACGGGAACAUGGAAAUGGGUGGGGGGAGACGCUCCAAAAAUUAAAGUUCAUUAGCUGAUUAUUAGAUCUUCAUGUGAUGCUGAUCUGUUGGUACAAAUUUGCACAGUACUGGAACAGCUGCAUCGUUGGAAAUGCUUGUUUUCAAUUAGCAGCCAGUCAUCCUCUUGCAAAAUAAACAAGCACUUGCUUCUCCUGCUCCAAAUUUGGUUGUUAGUUUGCAUAGAAGUCAGAAAGCAAAAACCAUGGGAAAUGAAUACUUUUCGCAGAUCUCCAGACUGCUGGAAGCGCUACGAAGUUUGUGAUGCCGGGAAAGAGGUCAGGCCCACGCGUUGCCAGUACGCUGAUGCAAAGCAGUGUGACGUUGCAGAGACUAUUUCUUGCAAAAACCCUGUCUGCGCUUCCAAAGCACGUACCAGCAGCGAUGUGUGUACCUGAAGAGACGUUCCUGCUGCCUGUUAAGCCCAGAUGUUCUCCCAAAUCCCAGCAAGCCCUGCUGGCUGCGGCGUUCCCGCGCGCAGAGGCGUCGGAGGGGGCCGCGCGGGCGGGGAGGUGCCUGUUCCACCCGAGCUUGCUCGGCGCGUGCCUGCCUGGCCCGACGGCACCGAAGAGACCGUUGUGCUCCUUCCCUGUCCCCGAGUGGCCGGUCGCCUGCAGCUGCGUGGGCAGCCACUGUGGAUCGAGUCCCAAACCGCUCGCGAGCCCCGAACGUAAACGUCGCUGCACUUGCACGGUGGUCGUGGAGUAAGAGGUCAUGAUGAACCAAGCACUGGCCAAUGAAAACCGAUAGGCAGCAGUAAACUAGAUGUUGAUUUUAGAGAGCAAAUGAGAGUUGUCCGGUCUGCAACUGAGGCUCGUAACAAUGUGGUUUUAAAAUGUUCUCUAGAAAAACUCACCAGCAGACAAAUAAGCAAUAUAUCCGGGAAAGGGGGGGAAGAAAAAGGAUCAGACUACGAGUACGGUCAGGUCUUUUCUGGAGGUUAGUAAUUUUGAC
This is a messenger RNA of Rhea pennata, 5402 nucleotides long. RefSeq names its product potassium channel tetramerization domain containing 1 (gene KCTD1). Gene Ontology annotation, biological process: protein homooligomerization; negative regulation of DNA-templated transcription. The coding region runs from base 2 to 2614 and encodes 870 amino acids. Gene Ontology annotation, cellular component: nucleus. The transcript is spliced from 5 exons. Gene Ontology annotation, molecular function: transcription factor binding; transcription corepressor activity. The record is from RefSeq and is a predicted model, not a curated record. Lineage: Eukaryota; Metazoa; Chordata; Aves; Rheiformes; Rheidae.